UCUUGUAACUAGGCAUCAAUGGCUCCAACUCCAGAAAAUGUUCACUCUGCAACUCAAAACUGCGGCACAGAAAAACCCAAAACCCAGUUUUUCAAUCCCAUGUCGCAGCCUCACCACCUCACCCCCACAACCGCCUCUAGACUCUUACUUGGCCAACCUCAUCCUCCAAUCCGAUCCACAAACCCUAACCCAGAUUCUUCACAACCCUAAAAUCGAGUGGACUGCAGAUUUGGUGGACAAGACCCUGAAACGGCUCUGGAACCAUGGGCCUAAAGCCAUCCAAUUCUUUAAAGUCCUUGACCACCACCCCAGCUACACGCACUCUCGCUCGUCCUUCGACCACGCCAUCGACAUUGCUGGUCGUCUGCGUGACUAUAAGGCCCUAUGGACCCUCGUUUCCCGGAUGCGGGCCCGCCGCCUCGGCCCGGGCCCGAGAACUUUGGCUAUCAUCACUGAGAGGUAUGUUGCUGCUGGCAAACCUGAUAGAGCUGUUAAGGUGUUCUUGUCUAUGCAUGAACAUGGCUGUCCUCAGGAUUUGAAUUCCUUUAAUACCAUACUUGAUGUGCUUUGCAAAGCUAAGCGUGUUGAAAAGGCUUAUAAUUUGUUUAAGGUGUUUAGGGGCAAGUUUAAGGCUGAUUGUAUUAGUUACAAUAUUAUUGCAAAUGGGUGGUGUUUGAUUAAGCGAACCCCAAAGGCUUUGGAGCUUUUGGGGGAGAUGGUGGAGAGGGGAUUGGACCCGAGUUUAACCACGUAUAACAUAAUGCUUAAAGGGUAUUUUAGAGCUGGCCAGAUUAAGGAAGCUUGGGAGUUCUUUUUGCAAAUGAAGAAGAGGAAGUGUGAGAUUGAUGUUGUUACUUACACUACUUUGGUUCAUGGGUUUGGUGUUGUUGGUGAGAUUAAGAAAGCGCGAAAAGUUUUCGAUGAGAUGGUUGGGGAGGGGGUGCUUCCUUCCGUUGCAACUUACAAUGCUUUGAUUCAGGUUUUGUGCAAGAAAGAUAGCGUGGAAAAUGCUGUCUUGGUUUUUGAGGAGAUGAUGAGCAAGGGUUAUGUGCCUAAUGUGACCACCUAUAGUGUGUUGAUUAGAGGAUUGUGUCAUGCGGGUAACAUGGAAAGGGCGAUGGAGUAUAUGGAGAGAAUGAAGGAUGACGAGUGUGAACCAAAUGUUCAGAUAUAUAAUGUUGUGAUUCGUUACUUUUGUGAUGCUGGAGAGAUAGAAAAAGGGUUGAGUGUGUUUGAGAAGAUGGGUGGUGGAAUUUGCUUGCCUAAUUUGGAUACAUACAACGUUUUGAUUAGUGCCAUGUUUGUGAGGAAGAAACCUGAAGAUCUGUUAGUGGCUGGGAAGUUGUUGAUUGAGAUGGUUAACAGAGGAUUUUUGCCCCGUAGGUUCACCUUCAAUCGCAUUCUGGAUGGGCUUUUGUUAACAGGUAAUCAAGCUUUUGCACAAGAGAUUUUGAGAUUGCAGAGCAGAUGUGGCCGACUUCCCCGCCAGGUCAAACUAUAAAUCAUGUAGGAAUUCUGCUUAGAAGAGUUUUCUAUUCCUGCUCAAGUUUGAACGCUUGAUCCUCUCUGCAAAACUUCCUUCUGUGCUGUUUGGGGUUGAAGGUCUAGAAUUUCAAGGAUCAGCUGGGCAUAUUUGGUGCAGUUCGAUUGAAAGAGAGAUUUCUGUGCCACCCAACUUGAGGCUUUCACUGCUUUUACAAGCAGAGCAUGGAGAUGAAGCAUUGAGUGUGGGAGAGACUUCUUGAGGAACAGGCUAAGAACAUCAUGAUCAUUCGCUUAGCAAGAAAAGAUGAGAAAGAAAAUCCGGCCAUGAUUGUCAAUGGUGUUGGUGAGUUUCAAGGUUCAAUUGUUUCUUCCUUCUCAUUGUCAUCGCAUGCUUUCGAAGCAUGUUGCCGGUGAUUUGUUUGAUAAUAUAGCUUGCAUCAGUUUGUAUCAGUUCCACAAUCUCUAAAGUAAAAGGAAAUCAUUUAAACUUCCGCACAUAUCCACUGUUGUCAAAUUUGGAGUUGCAUACAUUAGUCAAGUUGAUGCUUGCAUUAACAGAAGAAGCUGGUUUCUUGGCUCCGUUUAAUAUUGGAUCAACUAACAUAAGAGUUUGUUCAUUA
Prunus dulcis (almond) is the source of this 2105-nucleotide messenger RNA. Its product is annotated as pentatricopeptide repeat-containing protein At1g74900, mitochondrial. The transcript has a single exon. The coding region runs from base 38 to 1501 and encodes 487 amino acids. The record is from RefSeq and is a predicted model, not a curated record. Lineage: Eukaryota; Viridiplantae; Streptophyta; Magnoliopsida; Rosales; Rosaceae. Gene Ontology annotation, molecular function: protein binding.